AUGCGCUUUCAUUGUGACAUGUACGAUGCGGUGCCGAAACCCAUAGUGCUCUUCUUCCUCUACCUCGGCUACCUUAGGUUCUCCGCCUUAGUGGUUCUCCAUUUCCUUGGCCUUUACUCUUCGUCCGAGCCGAUCAUCUACCCGUGGGAAGAGCAUGAGUUUUACUUCCUCGACGACAACGAUGCCGCUGCCCGAGACUCACCGCCGAUGUCGAAGCUUGUGCCGGCCAGCCCUCUCCAGAUCAAGAGGCAGCUGAGAGUGGUGGAAUUCGGCAGCCUAGGAUGGAGGAGCCACGUGGACGAGGACAAUGAACCCACGUGUGUCAUUUGCCUAGGCAACUUGGCGGCGCAGGACAAGGUCCGGAAGCUCGCGAACUGUACCCAUGGCUUCCACGUGGAGUGCAUCGAUAGGUGGGUCGAUGCGGGUCAGGCGAGGUGCCCUCUGUGCCGGGCAGACCUGCUGCCCGCAAAGGAGGAUGACAAGUGGCGAAGCUUCCUCGGCCGUCAAAGGUAG
Zingiber officinale is the source of this 513-nucleotide messenger RNA. RefSeq names its product brassinosteroid-responsive RING protein 1-like. Gene Ontology annotation, biological process: protein ubiquitination. The record is from RefSeq and is a predicted model, not a curated record. NCBI's taxonomy places the organism in Eukaryota, Viridiplantae, Streptophyta, Magnoliopsida, Zingiberales, Zingiberaceae. Gene Ontology annotation, molecular function: ubiquitin protein ligase activity. Bases 1 to 513 code for a protein of 170 amino acids. The transcript has a single exon.